Molecule: messenger RNA, 2124 nt
Organism: Prosopis cineraria
Lineage: Eukaryota; Viridiplantae; Streptophyta; Magnoliopsida; Fabales; Fabaceae
Product: two-component response regulator ARR12-like
Exons: 9
Coding region: 1-2124 (707 amino acids)
Biological process (GO): phosphorelay signal transduction system; cytokinin-activated signaling pathway
Molecular function (GO): DNA binding
Source: RefSeq, a predicted model, not a curated record
AUGGCUGAUAAUUCUUCACAUCAAGUUGACUGCGAGAGGCUCGACAUCACUGUCUUGCUCGUGGACGAUGAUACCUCCACUCUCUUUGUCAACGCUGGUAUUCUCAGAUCAUGGGAAUACAAAGUUGCAACUGCUACAAGUGGUCAAGAAGCAUUGAGGACUCUCAGGGAAUUCAGAGGCUUCUUCGACAUCGUCAUCACCGACCUGAACAUGCGAGGAAUGAAUGGACUUGAACUCCAACAGCGUGUCAAACGAGAAUUCCAUCUUCCUGUCAUCAUUAUGUCAGCAGAUGGGAGGAAGAGUGUGAUGUCGAGGAGUCUUGAGCACGGAGCAGCAUUUUACAUAGUGAAACCAGCACGACGAGAGGACUUCAAAGAUGUAUGGCAGUAUGCUGUGGCGGGAAGGAGAGAGAAACUGAGAGUUGACAAUGAAAGAAUAAUAUCAGUGAACGAAGAAGGAGACUCAUCGUCAUCACCAGGUGGUGGUGAGAAGCAGCUGGGCAUUAAUAUUCCCUCCGCUCAGGAUUCUGAAGCGAGAGGGACGAGAAAAGCGCCUAAGCCGAGGAAGAAGUACUGCAAGAGAAAACGUAGUGUGGUUGAGAAUGAUGAACUCAUAUACUGUGGUCAAAAGAGGUCCAAGAUUUUCUGGACCACUAAUCUUCACAAUCGCUUCUUGUUGGCCUUGAGACACCUAGGCAUGAACAAGGCUGUUCCAACGAAGAUUCUGGAGAUCAUGAACGUGCCAGGUUUGACCCGAGAGAACGUCGCCAGUCAUUUGCAGAAAUAUCGAAUGUUUCUGAAGAAAGUUGCAGACAAAGGAAUCCUUGAGGGAUUAUCUGAGAGGGCCUUGAGGUCAAGGUUUGCUAUGGGCCUUCCCACAGGUCUCAUCAGAGAUCUCCAAAAGAGAGUUAGCCGUUUUCGCCUUCUUGACUAUAAUCAUCAUCAACCUUACAGUGCUGUGUCUAGGCCUCAGAUUCCUCUCAAUCCUCCAACAACCAGACCCUCUCUCGCCAUUCAACCCAGACUGGGACAACCAAGCCAAUAUGGGACCAAUCAUACUCUCAGAAACUUCCAACAAUCCCGUUAUCAUGAUCAAGCAAAUCAUCAUCAUCGUUCUAUCCUAAAUGGAGGGUUCAUGACUUCUGCAAAUGUCCUGACUGCAAAUGGUUUGACGAGUAACGUCAACUAUGGCCGAACUAACUAUGAUGAUAACAACAACAACCAUGGGAUGAUAGUGCCUUAUGGAAGCUCUGGCCUGGAACGAAGUCCUGGGACAUAUAAUAACCUCCAUGGAACUCAACUGAUGAACAAUAAUAAUACUAACAACCAUGGGAUCAUAGUGCCUUAUGGAGGCUCUGGCCUGCAACGAAGUCCUAGCACUUCUAGUAAAUGCCAUGGAACUCAACUGAACAGCAAUGCUGCUCUUGCUGUUGGUGCUUUGAAUCGAGUUCAGAAUGUUGGUUAUAAAGGACAUAACAACAACUACGAUAACAGCAGCAGCAUAUUUGGCUUGUUAAAUAAUGGCAGUGCUUCAAAUAAUGCAAUUGGCCCUUUAUCACCCUCGGUUGUGAAUGUCCGUGUCGAACCAAGUCGAGCAAACAUAUCUGCAGGGCUUCCAUCUUUGCCUCAGCAGUCAAUUAAUGGUAUUGGGAAUGCUGGAGGUGUUAAUCAGCAUAAUACUGUCACUUCAGGGAAUCAGAAGGAGGCCGGCCAAAUGGAUGACCUCAAUGAAUUUUUCCUCAUGAUAGACGACAUGGUUCUCCUAGACAAGACGGCAGAGAGCCCUCGUGCUGGUGAACUUUCUGGUUCUGAAAUUCUUAGCUCCUUCAAUGUUGAAGACUACAUUGAGCUGUUGCAGGGAGAUGGUGAUGAUCAAGAGAACACCCACACAAGUGAAAGAAGCAUUGAUGUUCUGUCAGCUGGCAAGUCCUUAACUUGUACCAACGAGAACCCUAAUUUGGUGCUGAGCAACCAUGCAUCCACAAACUUGGAAGCCUCGGACAUGUCCACGGCGGACAAGGCUAAUUCACCAGAAGGAAACUCGGCUACUCCUCAAGAACAGGAUUGGGACAUGGAUCUCAUUGAAACGUUGUUCGGUACUGCUUCAGAUCCCAGCCAGAAGUGA